UUAAUUACGACCUCUGCCUUUGGUCUCCUAGAGGCUGGAGGAAACGGACCCGAAGCAGCGAAGAGGGUAUAUGCGCAUGCGCCCAAGAACUGCCUCCUUGUAGUCCUUACUCCCGACCUUGUGAACAGGCAGUAUGGACAGGUAACAGGAUAUUGCUUUGCUGUGGGGUCAGAGAGUAAGAAUGACGGAGUGCUUCCUGCCUCCCACCAGCAGCCCCAGUGAACACCGCAGGGUAGAACAUAGUGGGAGUCUUGCCCGGACCCCAAGCUCUGAAGAAAUCAGCCCAACAAAAUUCCCUGGAUUAUAUCGAACUGGUGAACCUUCACCUCCACAUGACAGCCUGCAUGAACCUCCAGAUAUUGUAUCUGAUGAUGAAAAAGAUCAUGGGAAGAAAAAAGGAAAAUUUAAGAAGAAAGAGAAAAGAACGGAAGGGUAUGCAGCUUUCCAGGAAGACAGCUCUGGAGAUGAAGCCGAAAGUCCAUCCAAGUUAAAGCGCUCCAAAGGGAUCCAUGUCUUCAAGAAGCCGAGCUUUUCGAAAAAGAAGGAAAAGGAUUUUAAGAUAAAAGAAAAACCUAAAGAGGAAAAGCACAAGGAGGAAAAGCACAAAGAGGAAAAGCAUAAAGAGAAAAAAUCAAAGGACUUAACAGCAGCAGAUGUUGUCAAACAGUGGAAAGAGAAGAAGAAAAAGAAAAAACCAACUCAGGAGACAGAGAUACCCCAGGUGGAUGUCCCUAGGUAUCGACCUGUGUUUGGCAUCCCUCUGGCAGAUGCAGCAGAAAGGACCAUGUUAUAUGAUGGCAUCCGCCUGCCUGCUGUUUUCCGGGAAUGUGUAGAUUAUGUAGAGAAAUACGGCAUGAAAUGUGAAGGCAUCUACAGAGUUUCAGGGAUUAAAUCAAAGGUGGAUGAGCUGAAAGCAGCCUAUGAUCGAGAAGAAUCUCCAAAUCUCGAGGAGUAUGAGCCCAACACUGUAGCCAGCUUGUUGAAGCAGUACCUGCGAGAACUGCCUGAAAACUUGCUUACCAAAGAGCUGAUGCCCCGCUUUGAAGAUGCCUGUGGGAAGAGCUCGGAGGCUGAGAAAGUGCAAGAGUGCCAGCGCCUCCUGAAAGAGCUGCCUGAGUGUAACCUUCUCCUGAUUUCCUGGCUGGUUGUGCACAUGGACCACGUCAUUGCAAAGGAGCUGGAAACAAAAAUGAACAUCCAGAACAUUUCCAUAGUACUCAGCCCUACUGUUCAGAUCAGCAAUCGUGUCCUGUAUCUUUUUUUUACUCAUGUUCAAGAGUUCUUUGGAAAUACAACUCUGAAGCCAGUGACAAAGCCUCUUCGUUGGUCUAACAUGGCAACGAUGCCAGCACUGCCAGAAACUCAAGAAAGCAUCAAAGAAGAAAUUAGACGACAGGAGUUCCUUUUGAACUGUUUGCACCGAGACCUGCAGGUGGGGAUCAAAGAUUUAUCCAAAGAGGAGAGAUUAUGGGAGGUGCAAAGAAUUCUGACUGCUCUCAAAAGGAAGCUAAGGGAAGCUAAGAGACAAGAGUGUGAGACAAAAAUUGCCCGGGAGAUUGCCAGUCUUUCAAAGGAGGAUGUUUCCAAAGAGGAAAUGAAUGAGAAUGAAGAAGUUAUCAAUAUUCUGCUCGCUCAGGAGAAUGAGAUUUUGACUGAACAAGAAGAACUACUGGCAAUGGAGCAGUUCUUGCGCAGACAAAUAGCCUCUGAAAAGGAAGAAAUAGAUCGCCUCAGAGCAGAAAUAGUAGAAAUUCAAAGCCGCCAACACGGUCGAAGUGAAACUGAGGAAUAUUCUUCUGAGAGUGAGAGUGAGAGUGAAGAUGAGGAAGAGCUACAGAUCAUCUUGGAAGACUUGCAAAGACAGAAUGAAGAACUGGAGAUUAAGAACAACCAUCUGAACCAAGCAAUUCAUGAAGAGCGGGAAGCCAUCAUUGAGUUGCGAGUGCAGCUUCGGCUUUUACAGAUGCAGCGAGCAAAAUCAGAGCAGCAGGUGCAGGAAGAAGAAGAGUUUGAGAAGUGGGGAGGCACAUCACAGCAACCACUGCCAAGAGACUCUGUCCUCCCAGAGAUGAAAACAGCAAAAGAACAGCCAAAGGCAACCAAGGAGCCAGUGAAGCCAUCGCCAAGCAAAGACAGAAAGGAAACGCCAAUUUAAUUGGAUUCCUCAGGUAUUUGGGAUAUCUCCUGGGCAAAUCCAGGACUGUGCAACUUACUGUAAAUCUGAGGUUUGUAUAUUCUGUAAAUAAUCUUUUACACUAUGGAGACAUUUUGUCUCCUUCCUACCUGUGGCUUCUGCCUAUCAGGCUCAGGUUACUUGGAAGGACAAAGCAAUUUGAGAUGGUGCAUGAGGAGAGAGGAACGGGUGCAGCACAGCAGUUACUUGGCCAUGUCAUAAAUUGGUUUCAGGUGACCUUAAAGGACUCAGUGGAAGGUUACUUUAAUCCCAUAAUAGGUUACUCACUCUGGACCAGUCCCAGAAAUCCUCUUGUGCAUUAUCAGCCUAAGGCCUGCCUCAUCCCAGACAUCUUUACUGGGAGAAAACCUCUGUGUGUGCACAUGUGCCAUGUGUAGAUCAUACAAGCAUCUUUUUGGCUCUGUGUACACACAUUAGGAAGCUACUAUUGGCAGCAGCAAAACAGAUAUUUGUGCACAAAAAUCCCAUAUAACAGAGGUCUUGCUUCACCCCUCCCCCUGUGCCUGUAUAGGUAAAAGGUCAUAUAUGAAGUGGCCCUUGUGUAGUGGGGUGAGGAGAUGCAACCCAUAACCAUAAAUUUACUUGCCUUGUGUAUUUCUUUGCUUUCUCUCUCACAAGUUCUGCUUUUACUUACUCGUGUGUGUGCCUUCAGAACAGAUGAUAUACAAAGGAGCUUUAAAAAUAGAUUGGUCCCGAGAAGCUGGAAAGUUUUUCAAGUGCUAAACAUUAGCGUUAUUUAACAUGUGCCCCUUUUUGUCUACUAUUCCUAAAACUAUAAUGAAAAUGCAUGGAAAAUCAUGCAAAUAGAUGAGUAUGUCCCCAUUUUUUUUAAAAAAAAAGUUGUUCAACUAAGAGCUGUUAAUCCUCAGCAGUGCACUUAAUUAUAGGUUAACUAGGGAAUGCAAAAUAUUUCUAUUGUGUCUUCAUACUCACUGGUAAGUGCAUAGCAAACAGCCUCUUCAUGCAGACUAAAAGUUUGUUUUUGAAGUUGAUUCCUAUAAUAGUUAAACCCUGUGAAUAAUGCUUUGAUGACUGAAGAGAGUGGAGCGUAUUUAUUGCUUGCUUGAGGAAGACUCCCUUUCCACAAGCAGGUAGUAUAUUUCUCAAGAAGUUCAAGCUAUUUGUGUGCUCUGAAGGAGCUAGACAAAGGGUUCCUGAUGGGGAGUGUGAUCCAUCAUUUGUAUGGGUGUGAAGGUGACUGAGCAGAGACUGACCCACACAUGGAACUCCUCUGCUGCAUGGUCUUCCCCUUCAACAGGCUGGCCAGACAGGCUAUGUAUGCAUCUGCUGCUGCCCCUCUUAAUUCCGUAGUAUGUUGCAGGGCAACUUCCUGCCUGCACAGCUAUGAUGAGCUGGGUUCAGUAUGUUUCUGCAGUGCUGCCAGGAAUUCAUUGGUAGGGUCCUCUUUGUCUUUCAAAGACACUCAUAUUUUUAACACCUAGUUCAAUUGGGUUAUCAUAUCAGAAUUGCUGAAUAGAACUCUGCAGGGUUGUCAGCAGAUUUGUUUCUCGUCUGCAUAUUUAUUUUUCACUGUCGUUGUUGUCUUUACCUGUUGCACUGUUGUGAAUCAUUGGCCAUGAUUUAAUUUUUUGUACAAUAAUGUUUUGAGAUAUGUUACAGAGAACAGCAUAUUUUUUUAAACCUUUGAAGAACGUAUAUGGGGACUAGCUGGAUGAUGAUUCUGUGUGCAAAAAGCAUUUGUCCUAGCCUGUUACAUACAUUUUAUAUUUGCUGGCAGUAUUUAAACCUUUUUUUGUUUAAAUUCACGCUAAUUUCUAUUAAGCUGUCAAACUUUUAUAUAAUCAAUGUUCAUCAGACCAAUCUCUUGCUGUUUUGACAAGACCAUGUUAAUCAAGUAAAUAAAUUCAACAGCCAUCUGCCAA
Molecule: messenger RNA, 4077 nt
Organism: Eublepharis macularius
Lineage: Eukaryota; Metazoa; Chordata; Lepidosauria; Squamata; Eublepharidae
Gene: RALBP1
Product: ralA binding protein 1
Exons: 10
Coding region: 182-2155 (657 amino acids)
Biological process (GO): small GTPase-mediated signal transduction; endocytosis; positive regulation of GTPase activity
Cellular component (GO): membrane
Molecular function (GO): small GTPase binding; GTPase activator activity
Source: RefSeq, a predicted model, not a curated record